Molecule: messenger RNA, 7247 nt
Organism: Sphaeramia orbicularis (orbiculate cardinalfish)
Lineage: Eukaryota; Metazoa; Chordata; Actinopteri; Kurtiformes; Apogonidae
Product: pleckstrin homology domain-containing family G member 1
Exons: 17
Coding region: 439-5226 (1595 amino acids)
Biological process (GO): intracellular signal transduction
Molecular function (GO): small GTPase binding; guanyl-nucleotide exchange factor activity
Source: RefSeq, a predicted model, not a curated record
UGCAAACAUACACAUGAACACUUUUAGACGCACACACAUGCACACAGUGGAUGUAUUGGCACAGGAGAGAGGGAGGGAGUGUAUCAGUGUGAAAGAGAAGCAGACAGAGGAGAAACAAACUUAGUGAGAGAACGAAAAGAAAGAUCAGUGUGUGUAUUAAGAGUGUGUGUCCAGGAGAAAACACAGCCUCAGAGUGUGUGUGCUUCUGUGUAGAGUUUAUUGGAAAAGGCUGCACGUUUGCUCCCAGGAGAAAGGGAUUCACAAUGACUGGAAGAACGUGACGGAUUUUUUCGUCAGUCAGUGCCGGGGAAUAUUCUUUGGAAUACUUUUGGAUAUGUGACCUGAUCAGGAAAUCCUAUUUUUCUUCAGACCUGUGCUUCACAUAUAUAAAACUCAGUCUCGGUACUUUAAUUUCUGUUGAAGGAGAGCCAAACCACAAUGCCUACCGACGACUAUAACUACCUACCUGAUGCUUUGCCUCCUCUUCCUGAAGUCCCGGACUCCGGCUCGGUCCUGAGCUCCGUUGACAUCCCGGCUCGCUGCCUCCGCAACCCGGCCUUCCGCCACGCCUCCUCGCGUUACUGCUCCGCCCACAGCAUGGACUCCUCACCCGACAGCACAGAAAGGCCGAUCAGCUACAGCUCCACCUCCUCCUCCGCCUCCUCCAGGGACAGUCACUGCUCGCUGGGCAGCCGCUCCACACUCGUGCCCACUCCCCACUGCAACCCAGCGACCCCAGACCGGGACUCCGGGGCCAUUCGGUUGGAACUGGUCCCGGCCCGGCAACUCGGAUGCGGGGAUGAGGAUGACAGGAAUGAUGGAGGGAUGGGCAGACAGAGGAGUGGACAGACUCCGACAGAACACUCGGAGCCGGAGAUGAGUCCAGAUGGAGGAGAUCGGACGGGGCAGGUACAGGGACCCAGGACGUAUGUGGACAGGGUGGUGCAGGAGAUACUGGACACGGAGAGAACAUAUGUACAGGACCUGCACAGUAUAGUUCAGGAUUACUUGGAGUGUAUCAGCAACCAGUCUCGCCUGGCUCUGAGCCCAGAGGAUAAAGGCUCUCUAUUUGGCAACAUCCAGGACAUCUACCGCUUUAACAGGGACCUCCUUCACGAUCUUGAAAAGUGCAAUGCCGACCCCGUCGCCAUAGCGGAGUGCUUCGUGUCCAAGAGUGAAGAAUUCCACAUUUAUACCCAGUACUGCACCAACUAUCCACGGUCGGUGGCUGUGCUAACAGAGUGUAUGAGGAAUAAGGCGUUGGCCAAGUUUUUCCGCGAGCGUCAGGAAUCUCUGAGGCACUCCUUGCCCUUGGGCUCCUACCUGCUCAAGCCAGUGCAGAGGAUCCUCAAGUACCAUCUUCUGCUGCAUGAGAUAGCCAACCACAUGGAGAAGGACACCGAGAUCUAUGAGGUUGUCCAGGAAGCUAUAGACACCAUGCAGAGAGUGGCCUGGCACAUCAACGACAUGAAGAGGAAACACGAGCACGCUGUGAGGUUGCAGGAAAUCCAGAGUCUGCUAACGAACUGGAAAGGCCCUGACCUGAUCGGCUAUGGGGAGCUGGUUCUUGAGGGCACGUUUCGUCUGCAGAGGGCCAAAAACGAAAGAACUCUGUUCCUGUUUGACAAGCUUCUACUGAUUACCAAGAAACGAGAGGAAACCUACACGUACAAGGCUCACAUUCUGUGCUGUAACCUCAUGCUGGUGGAAGUUAUUCCUAAAGAACCAUUGAGUUUCAGUGUGUUUCACUACAAGAACCCCAAACUGCAGCACACAGUCCAGGCUAAAUCACAGCAAGACAAGCGCAUGUGGAUCUUACACCUCAAAAGACUCAUACUUGAAAACCAUCCUGCCAAAAUUCCUGCCAAGGCCAAACAAGCCAUCUUGGAGAUGGAUGCAAUGCAUCACCCCGGGUUUCACUAUAGUCCUGAUGGUGACAAGAAGGACUCCCCUCAAACUAAGGAGGGCCCUACUCCUCGUAGAGGACGCAGAAAAGAGCCUUUAUCUAAAUUAUUGAAGAAUGCUAAGCAGAACGCAGCCAACGCUGAUGGAGAAAAGAGAACGAGUCUGGGUGCCACCCUGCUCUCUCCAGUGUCCCAGCUGGCUCUGGGCACCAUCGGUCGAAGUCGCAGCCUCAUCAACCAAUCACAGGAGUCGCUGGACCCCGGCGAUCACUACGACCACAGCGACAGAGAAGAAGGGGAGGAGCCUCAUCAACAGGAUGCCGAUGAUGAGGAUGACAGUGGCCUUGGAGGUGGAAAGAGGCUGAGAGUCCCUGGAAAAAACAGCAGGAAGAGGUUGAACCCUCAGGCGUCUGUCGACAGUAUAGAACAGUGGAAAUCCUUCAACAUGAGCCCCUCUGACCUACAGAGAGCCAGAGAAUCACUCGUAAGAGAAGGAAGUCACCACCCACCCCUGGUCAGGACCCCUCAUGUUACAGAGGAACCCCCAGACUCCCCUAUUCCCUCAGUCAUCGUCACAGAAAGUGACCACUCAGUCAGAAACAUCUGGGCAGACCACCGAGCUCGCAGGGCGAUGUUCCCCACCCGUCAGCGAACGAUGCAGCCCGACGAUGAGGAUGAGGAUAUCUACCAGAUGUUUGUUCCCACAGAACCAAGUGGACCGGAACCGGAGACCCCCACAGAGAGGCCAGAGGCCCCGUCGUCACCCAGGACAGCCCGACCCUGCAGCUGGCACGUGGAACAAGUGCCCACGGUGCAGAUCGACCCCCCACCCAAUGGGGGCCGAGUCCUGCGGAGGGCGAGCAGCGCAGGGGAGAAGGCGACCGAGGCCAAAGAAAGUCCUGAUGAUGACCAGUCUGGACACAGUAACCUAGAAGUGAUCCACACCGAGUCUUCUAGCAACGACAUAUCCGGUUCGUCCUCCGCUGAGCAGCUGACUAUAGAUGAUAUUGAAAACGUAUAUGACAAUAUCAGCUACGAGGACCUGAAGAGCAUGGGGCUUAUCAGGAGAGACCCAGAGGAAUCACGGAAGGAGACGUCUUCAGAUGCUCAGGCAGCAAGGGUACUAAAUGCUCCAGAAGUCCCUGCUCGGACAGAGUCUAGGAUCGAACCGGACAGUUCCUCUGAAAGCAACCGGUCCUCCACGCAGGACGGGAGACCAUUUGGGUCAUGUGAGCUCAAGAUAGUUGAGGAAAACAUCUAUGACACGAUCUGUUUCAGGGAUCCUCCAUCAAUAGAGACUAAGGCAACGAAUGAAGGCAAUAAAAUACAACAAGACAGGGACAGUCUGCUGGCUUCUGAGCAGGACCUGACUGAAAGCCUUGGAGGGUUUGUAUCUGAGGAGAGCCUCCACUUCGGAGAGGAUGAAGGUCCAGAUGCCUCCCAUCCUGCCCCGUGUUGUUCAGAACCAGAUUAUUCAUCAUCAUCUGCUUCAGAAACCUUUCCACAGCGCUCACAGAAAGGUGAUAAGAUGUCAGAGCAGGUCGAUGAGAUCUGGAACGACCUGGAAAACUACAUCAAGAACAAUGAGAAGAAAACAGACCGGCUUCCAGCGGCGUUUCCUGUUAGUGCCAGUGAGUCGCCGAAGAGGACCCCCUCAGUUAAGAACAGCCCGACAAAGAGCCCCCCUGUAGUGAGCCCCCAGGCAGCCAGCCCCCCUACCAGAAGUCCCCCAUCCCAUCAGCCUAGACCCCCACCCAUAUCCUCCACACCAUCCUUCACCAUCCCUGUCAUUAACCUCCCUGAACCUCAAAAUGAAGGUCCUAAUGAAGAAGAAACCCACUCCCCUGUUCCCACCCCACAACCCCUUCCUGUCACACCAGAACCUGCUCCAGGAACAGUAAAGAGCAUUCGGAACCGUCUGGCUCGACUCAGCAGCGGCAGUUUCCGCCUUGAGGACGAUGACCUGGUAGAGCUUCCUCCACGAAAUGCCCAUCAGAGGGAUCAUCCACUCAAAGACCUCCAUAGUUUAUUUCCAGGAGAGCUGGCAGGUCUAGACUCACCACUAGCCUCCUCCUCACUCCUGCUGGGUGAGUCUGUGGACUUCCCCUUGGAGCUGAUGGACAAAAACAAGAGCCGGGUGUUUCUGAUGGCACGGCAGUACAGUCAGAAGAUCAAGAAAGCCAACCAGCUACUGCGCAUGAGGAGCAUGGACCCUGGAGAUUCUUGUAGUCGGGCCAGAGCUGAGAAGAAACAGAAAGACCUGGCGGCCAUUUUGGAGGAGAAGAAGCAAGGAGGUGCAGCCAUAGGUGCCAGGAUAGCCGAAUACUCCCAGCUGUACGAUCAGGUCAUGUUUAGGGACACUCCUGGUUCAGCGGGUCAGGCCACUGCUGCUCCACAUCACUCCCAUCCAGGACUGCUAACCUCUCCGUCCAUGCCCGAGACCUCGCUGGACGACGACUGGCUCCACUCAACCUACAGCAAUGGAGAGCUGGCCAGCUUCGUCUCCUCUACCGGUGACGUGGGAGAUGCUCGUGCAUCGUCCACCCCGCAGCGCAGACUUACCUCCGCCUGCUCCAUCCCUGCUCUCAAGACUUUCCCUUCGUCACCAACAACCCCGCCACCACCUCAGAGGUGGAGCUCAUGCAUGUCGGCGCCAAGCGACAAAGAGGAGCACGUGUACAGCUCAAUUAAGAGACAUCCUUCCUUUAAUGCGCCGUCUAUGCCCUCGUCCAACGCUUCCAGUCAGUCGGUUAGCUGCCUGGACAGUCAGCAGCAGGAGAAGAACAACCAGUCUGGACUCAAAAGUAACGGACCCGCCUUGGACCGACUCCACGGCCCCAGUCUGGGUCGCAUCGGUCGGCAGAGUAGCCUCCCAGAACGGUCUUCCCAGGGGCAGUCGGACCUCACCUUACACGACGGUCAGCAGGUGGUGGUCCUGAAUCGGGCCUCUGCACUGAGCAUACUCAACGCCACUCAGAACUAUCUGGCUAACUUCAAGGACAAUGGGGAGGAUGACGACGACUAUGUGGAGAUCCGCUCUGAGGACGAGAGUGAACACGAGCAUGAGCGGUCGGCACAACGAAACAGCGGCGGCAGCGGCAGCGGCAGCGGCAGCUCAGUGAUACUUUCCAAACAGAACCGUGGUCUGGUCCAGUCCCAGAGUCUGCCCUGCACACCGAUGCACUCCUGUGAUCCACUCAGAUCUCUGGAGCGUGAACACCUGGAGAAAUACCUGUGGAGCGAGCCACAGCAGAACCAACCCAACAUCGUCCAGUCUCUGAGGGAGAAGUUCCAGUGUCUGAGCUCCAGCAGCUUCGCCUGAGUCUAUAUGACAACACGAAAGCCAAAUAUAUAUUAAUAUACAGCAUAUAGCAACACAGGGGACACUGCUGCUUUGUCUUUAAUGACCCUCAUCUGUAUCAACAUCAUAGAACACCAACAACUCAAUUAUAUCCCAUCUUUCUGCAUAGGUCAGGAGCUAUUUCUUUGACUGCAGCCAUAUUUUUAUGUGAAUACCUAUACUUUCUGUUACAGGGCUUCAAAGUAAAACACAAUAGGUUACUGUUAACGCCACAUCCAGUCCUGCAUGUGAGUUGCCUUAGCACUUCAAAAAAAUCUUCUCAAGUACAUUUUAAGAAGCGAUGAUCUGGUGAGGGGCGGCGCUAACAAGAAGUGUGACAGUAUUAGAUUUUAAUAUUCAAAGGAGUUUCCCGCUGCUUUCCGUUUCAGGCUUCUACAGAAUGACUUUCAGUAAAAACGAAGGAUUUAUGCCGAUAAACAUCCAAAAGUAUAAGCAUUAAAGAUGUGAAGAUUUUUGGUGGAUUUGAUCUCUCCAUGUCAGGAGCGCUACUUCGAUCUCUUUUCUUUUAAUUUUGCUGUUAAGGUUAUUUUAACUUCCAGCAGUAGGAAAUCUUAACCUGUAAAGGCGUGCCAGACCACGUGAGAUGUUUUCCAAUGUUUCCAGUGGUGGUUAGUGUUUUUAAUCGUGCUUACUCUAUGAAACAGUUCUCAAUACGCAGCUUUAUGAAUUCGCUGUUGAAAUUUGCAAUCUUCAGAUUCGCUGCUCAGGCUAGAGUGUCACUUUUAACAGCUUUUUUUAGCAGUAAUUGUAAUGAACAAAGGAUGCAACACUAAAGAAACAUUUUGGCUAGUGUGAGAGCCAAUAGGUUAAGUGUAAUUAGACUAGACUUUGACGUGUAAGUCUAUCUGAAGUCUUAUUGUGAUUCAGCCUUCAAACCACCUUUUUCAAUAAUAGGGUAUCAUGCUUUAAAACCAAGAGAAGAUGCUGAUAUUAUAGACGAUCUAUAAGAAACUAGAAUCCAUAUUUAUUUUUAAUCUGUGAGCAAAUCUUACUAUGGUCUGGAAGCAUCCAUUUUGUGAAAUGUGUCUCUGCAAGUGGAUGAUUGUUUUUUUUUUUUUUUUAUCUUACUAAUUUUAACUUUUUUUUGUUUAUAAGAGGGACCACGAAGGAGAGCAUUAUGGAGAGUUUAGUUAAAACACUACAGUACUGUAUUUAAUGUAAAUUUUGUGUAUUUUUUUUUUUUUUUAUUUGGUUGGUCAACUGUUUUUUGUUUACUUUGUUUACGUUUAUGGGACUCUCCCAACUGCCGCACUACUGACGUUGCAAUCACUCUCACGAAAAGAUGUUAAAAGACAAACACAAAGAAAACACAACAAUAAAGUUCCAACAGCACAGUUAUUUUUGGUCCGUCUGAAGCAAACCCUGUUCUACACACUUUUUUAUUUCUUUGUAAAACUCACUUUAUGUGCCCUAUUUAUUUGAAAGCAUCUCCGUGAUAUUGUCCCUUAUCACUUAACUUCAGUCCACAAACACGAUGUAAAUGAAAGUGAAUCUUAUUUAUUUAAAGGCUUAAGGGGCACUCACAAAUUUGACUCAAAUACUGUGAACAUUAUCAGAAAAUAGUAGUUCUCUAUGACGCAUUACUUAAUUCAAGUUCAGAUUACAAUAACAUGAAAAAGCAACAAUAUCAUGGCCUGCUGUUCAUUUGAAAUCUGUUCAUUUGAGGAAAUGUGCAUCAAAACACGUUACGAAUAUGAAGUAUGUAUUUUUUUUUGGUUGUUUCAUUGUACUUUCGAGUCUCUGUUUCACUGGUGGGGAUUGUCAGUCAUCAUUGACUCUUUUUUGCACUUUUCUGUCUUUUUUUACAUUUUACUUGUAAACACUUUGUAAAGAUGUACAUUUUAGGAACAUUAUUCUUGUAUGCCAUAGGUAUGCUUUAUAAUGCUUUAAUGUUUAAGUUAAGUGUACUGUAUUUUUUUAACUGCUUAGUUGUUAUUGCUCAACAAAACUGUACUGGAGAUAAUAAAUUCAGAUUAAACUAA